Fusarium poae is the source of this 1992-nucleotide messenger RNA. RefSeq lists its product as uncharacterized. Gene Ontology annotation, cellular component: nucleus. Gene Ontology annotation, molecular function: transcription cis-regulatory region binding; zinc ion binding; DNA-binding transcription factor activity, RNA polymerase II-specific. Bases 1 to 1992 code for a protein of 663 amino acids. The transcript has 5 exons. Gene Ontology annotation, biological process: regulation of DNA-templated transcription. Lineage: Eukaryota; Fungi; Ascomycota; Sordariomycetes; Hypocreales; Nectriaceae. The record is from RefSeq and is a predicted model, not a curated record.
AUGGUCUCGGAUCAGGCCCAGAACGGAGAACGUUUGACCGAUGAUCGGUCAGCUAGUAACUCUGCACAACCUCGUGCUCGUAAGAAGCGAAUCCCGACGUCGUGCGGCUCUUGUCGUCAGAGUAAGGUCAAGUGUGAUGGCUCACGACCAUGCUCUCGAUGUCAACAACUCCAAAAAACGUGCAAUUUUGUUGAGAAACCUAAAGAACCCCAUGAAUUGAGAAUAGAAGCUUUAGAAAAAGAAAUCGAGUCACUGAGAGCACGUCUACCACCAAAUGCACCCAAUACAGCCAGGCCACUUACCCACCACUACGCGUCUAAUACAGAAAGACCACUCCAGUUCAACACUUUAGGAACAUUCAACCCCCCUCCAGAUAUCAACUAUGCGCAUACAUCAAAUAUUCCAUCCCAGCUGGCAGUCUCAACUAGUACAGGCUCCCCAGAAACUACAUCUCACUUUCCAAGACCACCAAAACGUCCCAGAUCAUCAUUCGAAACGGAGACCCCAGCUGCUGCUAACAUCUUCGCCGAUGAUGAUUUGAGUAACGAAGAAGCCGAGUUAUACUUCAACGCCUUCUUCUCCGGAUGCGAUCGCUACGUUCCUGUUUUCGACCCACGUUACGACUCUCUUCCUGCUAUUCGUAGUCGAAGUGAUCUAUUGUUUACUACUAUCUGCUCAGUAGGGUGUCGUGUUCUGAAUGGGACAAAUUCGAGAUGGCGAACGCUUGCAUUGAGAACACAACGUAUGCUCAACGCUGCAAUAGCAAACCCAUCCACGGGCAAUCUUGAGACAGUUCAGGCCUUGUUAGUUCAGGCAUGCUAUGCCGGUGAAAGGGCUAUCCUCAUAGCUAUUGCCACGCGUAUGGCAAUGGAUCUAGGAUUUACGGAAGCAUAUGACACACUUGUUGCUGAGUCUGUUCUUGGUGAUACACUCUCCAAUGGCGAGCAAACUAUCAUCGAAAACAAUUUUACCCGUAUGAGAAAAGCACGGGUUUGGCUUCACCUUCUCGUCCUGAGUUAUAUCCUUCACGUGGAUGCUGGAGGUGUGCCGACGUUCAAAUUCAGAGGCGCCUCUCGUCGAUGCAGAAUUCUACUUCAGAGUCCCUUCUCCACUGGCAUGGAUCACUAUCUUUUUGCCCAGGUCGAACUGAAUGUUCUUCGUGCAAAGAUAUACGCGUCUUUACCACAGAGGGCGAAUCUCGGUGAUGGUGAAAUCAUGGACUUGGUUAGAGAUGCCAAACUCGAUAUAGAUGUCUGGUUUCAUGAUUGGAUACGAAUUUCGGAACCACAUCACCAAACUAUGCCGUGGUUUGUACCAAACUUGUCCGUUCAGAGAUGCUGGGCUGAUAAUAUGGCUCUAUGUCGCGCGGUGCGAGCUGCAGGCGUAGAGAACGUGAACGUCAUGUCUGUUACUCAAAAGGCCAUUCUGGACAUGACUAAAGCGUCACUGAAACAACAUCUUGACAUAAUCAUCCAAGAGCCGCGACUUUAUCUCAAGAGCAUUCGGUACGCUAUGGAUUUUGUGUGGGCGAAGAACACCUUUUGCUGUUUGCUUCUCCUCAAGUUGUCCGCUCUGCUUCCGGAGAAGAACGAUCAACAAUCGCAACACGACCUAGUUGCCAAAGCAAGUAUUUUACUGAAUGAAUUGGAAAUGGCUGUCGCUGGCGGACUCAAAGGUGACAGUCGCUCAAAUACAAGUGUUUUGUACCUUCAGCUUCUAAAGUUGAGCAUACAAAAGUAUAAACGAGGACUUAACCUAGACUCGGACGAUCCUGCAGAGGUUGACACGAAUCAAGAAGGCCAAGCUGGAUACACGGAACUGGAGUCAUUUGUGCCUGAUCAAUUCGUGUUUGAGUGGGACUUUCCAGGGCUAACCUUGUUCUCAUCGCCGAUCAAUGAAUCUACGUGGUUGAACGAGUUUCUCACUGGUACGCAGGACUUUGGGGAGAAUGGAGGCAGCAUCAAUUGGGCACUUAUUGACUUUUCGAUGUGA